Messenger RNA from Fraxinus pennsylvanica, 567 nucleotides. The record is from the annotation of a GenBank genome assembly. NCBI's taxonomy places the organism in Eukaryota, Viridiplantae, Streptophyta, Magnoliopsida, Lamiales, Oleaceae.
AUGUUUUGCUUUGUGAAAUAUGAAGAUGGAUGGGAGAAUCGGUGGGUCAAACCUGACUGGAAGAAAGAUCAGAACAUGGCUGGAGAAUGUAACUUUACCUCUGGUAUCCAGACCAGUGAAGAUUACAGGUUCUAUGCUAUCUCAGCUGAGUUCCCUGAAUUCAGCAACAAGGACAAGACAUUAGUUUUCCAGUUCUCCGUCAAGCAUGAACAGAAGCUUGACUGUGGUGGUGGAUACAUGAAAUUGCUCAGUGGUGACAUUGAUCAGAAGAAAUUUGGCGGUGACACCCCAUACAGGCCUGAUGCUACUUACAGCAUCCUCGUUGACAAUGUGGAGAAGCAAUCUGGUAGCUUGCACUCUGAUUGGGAUCUUCUGCCACCAAAGACGAUCAAGGAUCCCGAGCCAAGAAGGUAUUUCUUGCCUGAAGAUUGGGAUGACAAGGAGUACAUUCCUGACCCUGAAGACAAGAAGCCUGAGGGUUAUGAUGACAUCCCAAAGGAGAUGCCUGAUCCGAGUACAAGGGUCCAUGGAAGACAACGGUCUGUUGAAUCUCUAUUAGUGUUGUAA